Miscanthus lutarioriparius is the source of this 1743-nucleotide messenger RNA. Lineage: Eukaryota; Viridiplantae; Streptophyta; Magnoliopsida; Poales; Poaceae. The record is from the annotation of a GenBank genome assembly.
AUGGCCAUGGAGGUCGGCCGCAGGGUUCCACCGCCGCACGGGAGCGCCCCGCGGCGCCAGCCGGCGACCGGGGGCGGCGAGGGGGAGCGGGUGCGUGUGCAGGCGGGGGACGCGCUGCCGCUGCCGAUCCGGCACACGAACCUCAUCUUCUCGGCGCUGUUCGCCGCGUCGCUGGUGUACCUGAUGCGGCGGUGGCGGGAGAAGAUCCGCGCCUCCACGCCGCUCGACGUGGUCUCCCUCGCUGAGAUCUUCGCCAUCUGCGGCCUCGUGGCGUCGCUCAUCUACCUCCUCAGCUUCUUCGGGAUCGCCUUCGUGCACUCCGUCGUCUCCAACAGCGACGACGAGGAGGACUUCAUCAUCGACUCCCGCCACAAGCAGGCGCGGGCGGCGCCGCCGCCGCCCGCGCCGGCCCCGUGCGCUCUGCUGGGGAGCCCCGCCGCCGCGCCCGAGAAAAUGCCGGAGGAGGACGAGGAGAUCGUGGCCGCGGUUGUCGCAGGGAAGAUCCCGUCCUACGUGCUGGAGACUAGGCUGGGAGAUUGCCGCCGGGCCGCCGGGAUCAGGCGGGAGGCGCUGCGCCGGAUCACCGGGAGGGACAUGGACGGGCUCCCGCUCGACGGGUUUGACUACGCGUCCAUCCUCGGCCAGUGCUGCGAGCUGCCGGUGGGGUACGUCCAGCUUCCCGUGGGCGUCGCCGGCCCGCUCCUGCUCGACGGCCGCCGCGUCUACGUACCAAUGGCAACCACCGAGGGCUGCCUCGUCGCCAGCACGAACCGCGGAUGCAAGGCCAUUGCCGAGUCCGGUGGCGCCUCUAGUGUCGUGCUCAAGGACGGGAUGACGCGAGCCCCGGUCGUCCGGUUCCCGUCUGCACGCCGCGCCGCCGAGCUCAAGGCCUUCUUGGAGGACCCUGCCAACUUUGACACCCUGGCUGUGGUGUUUAACAGAUCGAGCAGAUUUGGAAGGCUGCAGGGAGUGAAGUGUGCGAUUGCAGGGAGGAACCUGUACAUGAGGUUCAGCUGCAGCACAGGGGAUGCCAUGGGGAUGAACAUGGUCUCCAAAGGUGUACAGAACGUGCUGGACUACCUCCAGGCUGACUUCCCUGAUAUGGAUGUCAUCAGCAUAUCAGGUAACUUCUGUUCUGACAAGAAGUCAGCUGCUGUGAACUGGAUUGAUGGCCGUGGGAAGUCGGUGGUUUGUGAGGCAGUAAUCAAGGAAGAAGUUGUGAAAAAGGUUCUCAAGACAAACGUUCAGGCUCUCGUAGAAUUGAACGUGAUCAAGAACCUUGCUGGUUCAGCUGUUGCUGGAGCUCUUGGGGGUUUCAAUGCCCAUGCAAGUAACAUUGUGACAGCCAUCUUCAUUGCCACUGGUCAGGACCCUGCACAGAACGUGGAGAGUUCCCAGUGCAUCACGAUGUUAGAAGCUAUAAAUGAUGGCAAAGAUCUCCACAUCUCCGUUACUAUGCCAUCAAUUGAGGUUGGCACAGUUGGUGGAGGCACGCAGCUGGCCUCACAGUCUGCCUGCUUGGACCUGCUUGGCGUCAAAAGUGCUAACAGGGAAUUUCCAGGGUCCAACGCGAGGCUCUUGGCCACGGUGGUUGCCGGUGCGGUCCUAGCUGGGGAGCUGUCCCUCAUCUCUGCGCAGGCUGCUGGCCAUCUGGUUAAUAGCCACAUGAAAUACAACAGAUCAAGCAAAGAUAUGUCCAAGGCCCUUGCAGAGGCAACAGCAGUCAAACCCAAGAAAUGCUGA